Messenger RNA from Doryrhamphus excisus (bluestripe pipefish), 4094 nucleotides. The record is from RefSeq and is a predicted model, not a curated record. NCBI's taxonomy places the organism in Eukaryota, Metazoa, Chordata, Actinopteri, Syngnathiformes, Syngnathidae.
UGCAAAAUCAUCAAAAAAGAACCCCAUGACAUUGACUCAGUUGGCUGGCAGCGGGGGGUGUCUACAUACUGGCAAGCCUGGCUCCUCCUCCUGAGUGUCACCAAGCCCCGCCCCUCAAACCGCCUUCUCUGUCUUUAAGCUGCUGAGCCGAGCGGCGGAAUGUCUGUGCGUCCUCUGCCGCGGUGACAUGGCGUAAAGAGCCGGCGUGCGUGCGCAGCAUCCCCUGGCUAUGGACCCCCUGCGACAGCGCAGCGGAACCAGCGCCGCGUCCUCGACGACGACGAAUAUGCUAACCAGGAUGACGACGUCGGUGGUGAAGAUGUCGCUGAUGGUUUGGAUGCCACAUCGUGCGGCGGCGUCCGGCGAGGCGCAGGACGAGGCUCUGGAGGAGCUGGCCACUGAGAAGGAAGCCGAGGAGAGUCACCGCCAAGACAGCGUCAAUCUGCUGACCUUCAUCCUGCUGCUCACCCUCACCAUCCUCACCAUAUGGCUCUUCAAGCACCGGAGGGUCCGCUUCCUCCACGAAACCGGGCUGGCGAUGAUCUAUGGUCUGCUGGUGGGCGUGGUCCUGCGUUACGGCAUCCCCGCCACCAGCUACCACAGCAGAAACCCCCCCAGCUGCUCCCUGACGACUGGGCCCGCCAGCAGCCUGCUGCUCAACGUCAGCGGCAAGUUCUUUGAGUACACCCUCAAGGGGGAAAUUGACUCUGGCGACAUCAACAACGUGGAGCAGAACGACAUGCUGCGAAAGGUUACCUUUGACCCAGAGGUCUUCUUCAACAUCCUGCUGCCUCCCAUCAUCUUCCAUGCGGGUUACAGCCUGAAAAAGAAACACUUCUUCCGGAAUCUGGGCUCCAUUCUGACCUACGCAUUCCUCGGCACCGCCAUCUCGUGUUUCGUGAUUGGGAAUUUGAUGUACGGCGUGGUCAAACUGAUGCAAGUGGUGGGCCAGCUGAGCAACAAGUUCUACUACACCGACUGUCUUUUCUUUGGCGCAAUCAUCUCUGCCACUGACCCAGUCACAGUGUUGGCCAUCUUUAACGAGCUGCACGCCGAUGGUGACCUCUACGCGCUGCUGUUUGGAGAGAGCGUCAUGAACGACGCCGUGGCCAUCGUGUUGUCAUCCUCCAUUGUGGCCUACCAGCCCCGAGGCGCCAACACGCACAUGUUUGACGCCUCGGCCUUUUUCAAGUCGGUGGGCGUCUUCCUGGGGAUUUUCAGCGGCUCCUUUAUGAUGGGCGCCGCCACGGGGGUGGUGACCGCUCUCAUAUCCAAGUUCACCAAGCUGCACUGCUUCCCCCUGCUGGAGACCGCCCUCUUUUUCCUCAUGUCCUGGAGCACCUUCCUGCUGGCCGAGGCCUGCGGAUUCACGGGCGUGGUGGCCGUGCUCUUCUGCGGCAUCACCCAGGCCCACUACACCUACAACAACCUCUCCGAGGAGUCCACCAAGCGCACCAAGCAGCUCUUCGAGGUCCUUCACUUCCUGGCUGAGAACUUCAUCUUCUCCUACAUGGGCUUGGCUCUGUUCACCUUCCAGAACCACGUCUUCAGCCCCAUCUUCAUCACGGGGGCUUUUAUCGCCAUCUUCAUCGGCCGAGCCUUCAACAUCUACCCACUCUCCUUCCUGCUCAACUUGGGCCGCAGACACAAGAUCAAGGGGAACUUCCAGCAUAUGAUGAUGUUUGCCGGUCUGCGUGGCGCCAUGGCCUUCGCCCUGGCCAUCCGUGACACGGCCACCUACGCCCGCCAGAUGAUCUUCACCACUACGCUGCUAAUCGUCUUCUUCACCGUCUGGGUCUUUGGAGGAGGGACCACCCCCAUGUUGUCUUGGCUGCACAUCAGGGUGGGAGUGGACCCCGAUCAGGACCCGCAGCCGUCUGCAGACACCUUCCAGGUCCUUCAAGGGGACGUCUCCCAGGCUGAAGGCCCCAGUAAAACCAAACAGGAGAGCGCUUGGCUCUUCAGGAUGUGGUACACCUUUGAUCACAAUUACCUGAAGCCCAUCUUGACCCACAGCGGCCCCCCACUCACGUCCACACUGCCCGGCUGCUGUGGACCCCUGGCCAGCUGUUUGACCUCCCCCAAGGCCUACCAGAACCAGGAGCAGAUGAGAGACCAGGACUGCGACCUGAUCCGCAACGACGGCGACCUGACCUUCACGUUCGGAGAUAGUGCCAUCACCACAAACGGCGUGUCCGGGGCGGACGGCGGAGCCAAUGGAAAACGGAGCGUCAGCACGUCGGAGGAGGCGCUGGAGCGUGAGCUGGACUCUCGUGAGCAGGAGCUGCUCACCCGCGGAACACGCUUGGUUUUCCCCAUUGAGGAUCACAUCUAACACACGCACGCACACACACACAACAGACACACACAACAGACACACAACAGACAAAGAUGAAGUUCAUACACCGGGAGACACUCUCCAUGCUGUCAUGCACUCUUUUUAUUUGGAAUUACCUCUGCCAGGAAGCCUGGCUUUGUCUGUGUGGAACUUUUUUUUUUGUCGUUAAAGGGGCCAAAUAGGAUGCAACUUCAGCCAAUAAUUCUGCAACUAGGAGAUUAUCAGUCAUGUUUAUUACCUCUGCCAAGGAGAUCUACUCUCGAUAUAGCGCCGGUCAAACGUGUACAGACAACUUUGUCAUGUUAUCCAAUGAGAGGUGUCUCUAAACUUUUGAUUCUGUGAUCCUAGCUGUUUCUGCUACAAUAGCUGUCAAAAGCUUAGAGACACUUUCUCAUGUCAUAAAAUAAGAAAGUGUCUCUAAACUUUUGAUUGGGCUGAAACAGCCACGAUCAUAGAAUCAAAGGUUAGAGACACUUUAUCAUGUUAACCAAAUGAGAAAGUGUCUCUAAACUUUUGAUUCUUAUGUUACCAAAUGAGAAAGUGUCUCUAAACUUUUGAUUCUGUGACCCUAGCUGUUUCUGCUACAAUAGCUGUCAAAGGUUUAGAGACGCUUUCUCAUGUUAUCAAAUGAGAAAGUGUCUCUAAACUUUUGAUUUGAUAACCGGAGAAAGUGUCUCUAAACUUUUGAUGCUAUGAUCCUAGCAAUUUUAGCAUCUACAAAUGAUUGUAGAUAUUCGUACAUGUGCAAAGGUCAAACCAGACUUAGAAAACCUAGAUUCAAUCCAGAUUUCACUUUUUAGCUGCAAUUUCCAUUAAAAAUGUUAUUUUCUAAAGCCAUACUCCACAAGGUGAAAGGCGUAUACUGUAUGUUUGUCAGAUUGUAAUUUCCUGUGCUUCUUAUUACAUCUUGAUUUAAAGUGUUAAAUCUCCAUUGAGCUACAGAGAUGCUAAAAUGGGAAGAUUUGCACCCUUUUUGAGUGUCCUUCUUUGGCUUCCUUCACUGAAAAUAAGGAAAUAUACCAGCAUAAAGAUGUGUAUAUUUACAGACAGUUAAUACGCAACACUACGUUGCUUAGCAUUGAGCUAACAUCAUUGCUAACACACAAAAUGUUAAUCAGUGUGUGUUCAGAAGCUGUGCAUUGUGUUGCAGCUUUAAAAAGUAGUUUAGCCAGAGGACACCGGCAUGUGAGGGGGCGGCGGGGGGUCAAGAAUGUGUUUUUUUUUAAAAAAAGAAAACUCCAUGGGGUGAAGAGAAGGAGGAGCGUAUGCAAAUGGAAACAAUGGCCGGCUUUGUUGGCGUUACAUCUCAUGACUGUUGUACUCCACACAGCUGUUAGGAUCCUCUGUUACCCCCCCCCCCCUUCCAGUACUGCAUGCUGACUUUGGUGCUGGUGCAGAUUUAGUUCAGAGCCGGAGUUGAACCAACAGCCUCUACGCCCUGGGGAGCUGUGUCAUUAUGUCACAAGGGUUAUGUCUCCCCUCAGGAAAUGCUAAAAGGGAAAUCAUGCAAUUUAAACCAUCUUCAUUGUGUCAAACGUCCGCAUGAAAAGUAUUGACUUGCCUGGAGCUUUUAUUUUGAAGAGUACUCAUCUUCUGUCAGAAUCUGACAAACGACCAAAAAAUACUUACAGCUAUUAUUUUGUGUACUAUUCAAGUAAAGAAUAACUGUAAUGUGAGACUGCAGUAUUUGUUCUUGUUCUAACACAGCUUUGUCACGGAGAUGAAACACUUCUCCAAAAUAAAAUGCAAUCCCUGA